Messenger RNA from Oryzias latipes (Japanese medaka), 4456 nucleotides. RefSeq names its product insulin-degrading enzyme (gene ide). NCBI's taxonomy places the organism in Eukaryota, Metazoa, Chordata, Actinopteri, Beloniformes, Adrianichthyidae. Gene Ontology annotation, molecular function: metalloendopeptidase activity; metal ion binding. The record is from RefSeq and is a predicted model, not a curated record. Gene Ontology annotation, cellular component: peroxisomal matrix; mitochondrion; cytosol. Gene Ontology annotation, biological process: hormone catabolic process; amyloid-beta metabolic process; peptide catabolic process.
GGCUCGAUUGCUUCCGGCUGUUCCAAGAUGGCGCUGUGAAAGUCGUCCGGCAGACAUGGGACUGAAGUAUGUUUGAGCGCUUCAGCCGAGCGGCCUGCGUCAUCAGAUUUCUCCGGGUAUCAGGAAAGAACGUGCGUGUCACACCUGGUUUCAGGCUGCUGUCCUCCUCACCAGCCAGGAUGACGGAUCCCGCUGUGCAGAGGGUCGUCAGUGAAAUCGUCCGCUCCCCUGAAGACAAGAGGGUCUACAGAGGCUUGGAGUUCAGCAACGGCCUGAAGGCCAUGCUGAUCAGUGACCCCACCACUGACAAAGCGUCCGCUGCGUUGGACGUCCACAUAGGGUCUCUGUCAGACCCGGAGAACAUCUCCGGCCUGGCCCACUUCUGUGAACACAUGCUGUUCCUGGGAACGGAGAAGUACCCCAAGGAGAACGAGUACAGCCAGUUCCUGAGCGAGCACGCAGGGAGCUCCAACGCUUUCACCAGCGGGGAGCACACCAACUACUACUUUGAUGUCUCCCAUGAGCACUUGCAAGGAGCUCUUGAUAGGUUUGCACAGUUCUUCCUGUGUCCUUUGUUCGAUGAGAGCUGUAAGGACAGAGAGGUGAACGCCGUGGACUCGGAGCAUGAGAAGAACCUGAUGAAUGACGCCUGGAGGCUGUUUCAGCUGGAGAAGGCCACAGGAAACCCAAACCACCCUUUCAGUAAAUUUGGAACAGGUAACAAGCUGACUCUAGAGACCAGACCAUGUGAAGAAGGCAUUGAUGUCCGUCAGGAGCUGCUGAAGUUCCACUCCACGUAUUACUCUGCUAACCUGAUGGGUCUGUGCGUGUUAGGACGAGAGUCACUGGAUGAGCUGACAUCAAUGGUGGUGAAGCUGUUUGGAGAAGUAGAAAACAAGAACGUUCCCAUCCCAGAAUUCCCUGACCAUCCCUUCCAGGAGGAGCACCUCAGGCAAUUCUAUAAAGUGGUUCCCAUCAAAGAUAUAAGAAACUUAUAUGUGACCUUCCCCAUCCCGGACCUUCAGAAGUACUACAAGUCUAACCCUGGGCAUUAUCUGGGACACCUGAUUGGUCACGAAGGACCGGGGAGUUUGUUGUCAGAGUUAAAAGCUAAAGGCUGGGUGAACACACUUGUUGGAGGACAGAAAGAAGGAGCCCGAGGUUUCAUGUUCUUUAUCAUCAACGUGGAUUUGACCGAGGAAGGCCUUCUGCACGUUGAAGACAUCAUAUUCCACAUGUUCCAGUACAUCCAGAAGCUACGCACUGAGCGGCCUCAGGAAUGGGUUUUUGAAGAAUGCAAGGAUUUGAGCAAAGUGGCCUUUAGGUUCAAGGACAAGGAGCGACCCCGUGGCUACACCUCUAAAGUGGCCGGUCUACUGCAUUACUACCCUCUUGAGGAAGUUCUGGCAGCAGAGUAUCUUCUAGAGGAGUUCAGACCAGAUCUGAUUGAGAUGGUGCUCGAUAAGCUGCUUCCAGAGAAUGUCAGGGUUGCUGUGGUGUCAAAGUCAUUUGAAGGGCAAACAGACCGGGCAGAGGAGUGGUACGGCACGCAGUACAAGCAGGAGGCCAUCUCCAACGAGACCAUCCAGAAAUGGGCCAGUGCAGACCUCAAUGGAAAAUUCAAACUACCAAUGAAGAAUGAGUUCAUUCCCACCAACUUUGAGAUUUACCCUCCACCAAAAGAUUCUCCUUCAGUCCCCACUUUAAUCAAGGAUAAUGCUAUGAGUAAAGUGUGGUUCAAGCAGGAUGACAAGUUCUUUCUUCCAAAGGCAUGCCUGAACUUUGAGUUCUUCAGCCCAUUUGCGUACGUGGACCCAUUGCAUUGUAAUAUGGCAUAUUUGUACCUGGAGCUCCUCAAGGACUCCCUCAACGAGUAUGCAUAUGCAGCCGAGCUAGCUGGCUUGAACUAUGACCUUCAAAAUACCGUCUAUGGGAUGUAUCUGUCAGUCAAAGGUUACAACGACAAACAGCACAUCCUGCUGAAGAAGAUCGUUGAGAAGAUGGCGUCUUUUGAGAUAAACGAGAGGCGCUUUGACAUCAUUAAAGAAGCAUACAUGAGGUCUCUGAAUAACUUUCGAGCGGAGCAGCCUCACCAGCAUGCUAUGUACUACCUUCGCCUGUUAAUGACAGAAGUUGCUUGGACCAAAGAUGAGCUGAAGGAGGCGCUAGAUGAUGUCACUCUUCCCCGCCUCAAAGCCUUUAUACCACAGCUGUUGUCACGGUUACACAUCGAAACUCUUAUCCAUGGAAACAUCACCAAGGAGUCCGCUCUGAGCAUGAUGCAGAUGGUGGAGGACACGCUCACUGAGCAUGCUCACACCAAGCCCCUCCUACCGAGUCAGCUGAUUCGCUACAGAGAGGUUCAAGUUCCAGAUGGCGGCUGGUUUGUUUACCAGCAGAGGAAUGAGGUCCACAACAACUGUGGCAUUGAAAUCUACUACCAGACGGACAUGCAGAGCACUCAUGACAACAUGAUGCUGGAGCUCUUCUGCCAGAUCAUCUCUGAACCCUGUUUCAACACCCUCAGAACCAAGGAGCAGCUGGGUUACAUAGUGUUCAGUGGACCACGGCGAGCUAAUGGCGUGCAGGGCCUGCGCUUCAUUAUCCAAUCAGAGAAGGCGCCCCACUACCUGGAGAGUCGCGUGGAGGCCUUCCUCCUCUCCAUGGAGAAGCUUCUGGAGGAGAUGAGCGAGGAGGCCUUCCAGAAGCACAUCCAGGCUCUGGCUAUCCGCCGCCUGGACAAACCCAAGAAGCUUUCUGCUGAGUGUGCAAAGCACUGGGGGGAGAUCAUCUCUCAGCAGUACAACUUUGACAGAGAUAACAUUGAAGUGGCUCAUCUGAAGACUUUAACCAAAGAAGCCAUCAUGAACUUCUACAGAGAGCGUCUGACCGUGCAGGCUUUGAAGAGACACAAGGUUUCUGUGCACGUGCUCUCCAGAGAGAUGGACUCCUGUCCCAUAGUGGGAGAGUUUCCUUCCCAGAAUGACUUCAACCUGGCUCCCGCCCCCUCCCUGCCUCAGCCCACGCUGAUUCAGGACAUGACGGAGUUUAAGAGGAGCCUGCCUCUCUUCCCUCUGGCCAAGCCUCACAUCAACUUCAUGGCUGCCAAACUGUGACGGUCACAGGAGGGCCUCUGUGUUCAGACGGACGAUCUGACUGAGGGAAUGCAUGGGGGGGCAGGCUCCAGAUGCUGGGGGUAAUAGAAUCACUGAAUUAGCUGUGGAUGUUUCAAUUACUGUGGGGUUUUCCUAGAUCAGCUCAUGUUUAAUGUGUCAGCAGACCAACAUGCUUCACUGUAGCAUGCUCUAGAGGAACUAGAACUGAGCUUUUCCAGCUGGGAGGAUUCUGCCGGCUUUCUCCUGGUGCUGGUUUGAGAAUGUGCUACUGGUUAGUGAUAGUUAGGAAGAGGUUAUGGUCUUCUUUUGGGUGGACUUAAAGAUGCACUCAGUCAGAUGACGUAUUUUACUCAGAUGUAUGCAUUUUCAAAGCCUUAUCACUAUAGUUUUAUUCCCAGCUUGUUUUUAAAGGACUGUAAAGCGGUUUCAUCUGUAAACCCUUUUUUUUAAAUUGACCCAUCCAUCCUCCUUAGACGUUUCAAGUUUGAGUCCAUUUUGCAGUGAUGUGAGACUGAAGCACCUCAGGGUAACUUGAUGCUGUAUUUUUAACAUUCAUUUUAUUAGUGAUAAAAGAAUCAGUAUUACAUUUUCACCUGUCAUGGUUCUGGCCGUGUGUUUGAGUUCCUGGAAGGUCCCGUUGGUGCCUUUCCAGGACUCCCACAUUAGUGAAUGUGCUCAGGCGGCAGACACGCUCGCCUUUUUUCCUCAUGUCACUCAUUUCAAUGUGGCUGAAAGAAAAUUCAGCAACAUCCUGUAGAAUCUAUAUGCACUCCUUGUGAAGCAAUAAACCGAGGAUCUGAAAGGUGUCUCCAGCAGAGGAUCAGGUGUGGUUCUGCUCUUUCUCUGAGGGGAAACCUGCUGCUGCUGCUGCCAUUUCACAGUCAGAAAGGUCUUUUCUUUCCUUCUCCCCAACCAUCUUUAUGGCUCACCGUGAGAUCCAACUUUGAAAGAACAAAGAGGUGGCAGAGAGCUUCAGCUGUUUCUACCUAAUAAAUCUUCCUCCUUCUGUUUGGUUCAGAAGCACUGUCUUGUUAGUGGUUAAAAAUCCAGAGGCGGACGCAGCAGCAGCAGCAGGUUGCGUAUGAAUUCCCACAGACCUGAGCCCAGGAAGGAACCGUUUUUUCUUUUAGAGGAGUCUAGAAACCUGACAUAUCAGGCUUUGUAGAGCCAUGUAUGUUGUACUCUGGAGACUGCAGUCCAUGUCCUACUUUUACACCCAUUCAAUCCGUUGUCUCAUCUUAUUCUUGAUUUCUGAAUGUCUUUAGCAACACCUGUGUUGAUGUUUUCCUUUGUUUGUGUGUUUGUGUUUCUAAUUAAACAGCAGAACUGAAACACCAGAA